Messenger RNA from Saimiri boliviensis boliviensis (Bolivian squirrel monkey), 2949 nucleotides. It is a transcript of the gene PIP5K1B, whose product is annotated as phosphatidylinositol-4-phosphate 5-kinase type 1 beta. Gene Ontology annotation, cellular component: plasma membrane. Gene Ontology annotation, biological process: phosphatidylinositol phosphate biosynthetic process. Gene Ontology annotation, molecular function: 1-phosphatidylinositol-4-phosphate 5-kinase activity. The record is from RefSeq and is a predicted model, not a curated record. Lineage: Eukaryota; Metazoa; Chordata; Mammalia; Primates; Cebidae.
CUUUCUGCGCCCUGCUCCGACUCCGGCGCGCACCGCGCGGGGACCCGCGUCCGAGCCUGGGGGACGCCGCCGCUGCUCCCCUCGGCCCCAGGUCUCCGGACGCGCAGUGGCGAGGCUGCGCGGGCCGUGGAGCCCCUCGGAGCUGCUGAGCUUUGGCGGCCGCUCUCUGCUCCGUCUGGCCGGAGGACCUGCGGGGAAGGAAGGGGAAAGCGGGGACACACACACACUCGCCGCGGCGCGCGCGCAUUGCACACUCGCAGCCGCGCGCCCCCGCCGAGGCGCGUCCAGAGCGAGUUUGGCCCGGCGGCUCCGGCCCCGGCACCUGCCCGGCCCCCGUGCUGCCCCCGGCCCCGCCCGCCGCCCCCUCCGCCCCGCAGCGCCUCCCGCCCCUCGCCUGCACUGCUCUCCCUUCGCCGAGGGGAAGCGACAACGUCCCGAUAAGUUGCAGACUGUGGCGCAACUGGUCUCGGUAGCGGAGGCACCCGAAUGCUGCCCGGGUGAGAAACCUGGGAAAGAAAACGUCUCAACAAUGAGUAGGCCACCCAUCACUACCAACAACAGAUGACUUGCCAUUUCAUUUACAAAGAUGUCGUCCGCUGCUGAAAAUGGAGAGGCAGCACCCGGAAAACAAAAUGAAGAAAAAACCUAUAAAAAGACUGCUUCAUCUGCUAUUAAAGGUGCUAUUCAGCUGGGAAUAGGAUAUACAGUGGGUAAUCUCACUUCCAAGCCAGAACGAGAUGUUCUUAUGCAAGACUUUUAUGUGGUGGAAAGUGUGUUCCUACCCAGCGAAGGGAGCAAUCUGACCCCAGCACAUCACUACCCAGACUUUAGAUUUAAGACAUACGCUCCAUUAGCAUUCCGAUAUUUCAGAGAACUUUUUGGUAUCAAGCCUGAUGAUUACUUGUAUUCCAUCUGUAGUGAACCUCUAAUAGAACUGUCUAACCCUGGAGCCAGUGGAUCCUUGUUUUUUGUGACCAGUGAUGAUGAAUUUAUCAUCAAAACAGUUCAGCACAAAGAAGCUGAGUUUCUUCAAAAGCUGCUGCCAGGCUAUUACAUGAAUUUAAACCAGAAUCCAAGGACUCUCUUGCCAAAAUUUUACGGACUGUAUUGUAUGCAAUCAGGAGGCAUUAAUAUCAGGAUUGUGGUGAUGAACAACGUUUUGCCACGCUCCAUGCGAAUGCACCUGACAUAUGACUUGAAAGGCUCAACGUAUAAGCGAAGAGCAUCUCGUAAGGAGAGAGAGAAAUCCAACCCCACGUUUAAGGACUUAGAUUUCCUGCAAGACAUGCAUGAAGGGUUGUAUUUUGAUACAGAAACAUACAAUGCGCUUAUGAAAACACUUCAGAGAGACUGCCGGGUGCUGGAAAGCUUCAAGAUCAUGGACUAUAGCCUUCUGUUGGGAAUUCACUUCCUUGACCAUUCCAUCAAAGAGAAAGAGGAGGAGAACUCACAAAAUAUGCCUGAUGCUAAGCGACCUGGGAUGCAGAAGGUUCUCUACUCAACAGCCAUGGAAUCUAUCCAGGGUCCAGGGAAACCUGGAGAUGGGAUAAUCACGGAGAACCCAGACACAAUGGGGGGCAUUCCAGCUAAAAGCCAUAGGGGAGAAAAACUACUCUUAUUUAUGGGCAUUAUUGAUAUUCUACAAUCAUAUAGGUUAAUGAAGAAGUUAGAACAUUCCUGGAAAGCUCUUGUUUAUGAUGGGGACACUGUUUCCGUUCAUAGACCAAGCUUUUAUGCAGACAGAUUUCUAAAGUUCAUGAAUUCCAGAGUUUUCAAGAAAAUUCAAGCUUUGAAGGCCUCACCUUCUAAGAAACGAUGCAAUUCCAUCGCCGCCUUAAAGGCGACGUCGCAGGAGAUUGUGUCCUCAAUUAGCCAGGAAUGGAAGGAUGAGAAGCGAGAUUUGCUGACUGAAGGACAAAGUUUUAGCAGCCUUGAUGAAGAAGCCUUGGGAUCCCGACACAGACCAGACCUGGUGCCUAGCACUCCAUCACUGUUUGAAGCUGCUUCCUUGGCGACCACGAUUUCAUCCUCUUCCUUAUACGUCAAUGAGCACUAUCCACACGACAGGCCUACGCUCUAUUCAAACAGCAAAGGGUUACCUUCCAGUUCCACAUUUACCUUGGAAGAGGGGACCAUCUACUUGACGACGGAACCCAACACUCUGGAAGUGCAGGAUGACAAUGCUUCUGUGCUGGACGUCUAUUUAUAAGUGAAAAUGGUGACCACCUAAGCACAUGGAUGACCACAUAGAUGAGACAUAAGCACAGUUGUGGUAGAGAAGUUUCUCCACUCCAGAACUGUCCACAGCAACUUGGCUGAGCCCCACUACACACAGAGAAGUCAUCAACCUGAGUUAACAGUUUUUGAGAUGUCAACUUCAGGCUGAUCAGCAGAUGGGAUGUGAAAAAUACUACCCUAUUCUAUCAUUUGCUGUUGCUUGCUGAACUGUGAAGAACUGCAUGAACUAUAUUUAAGCUGCUUUCUAUACCAUUGCCAAUCACGUUUUUGGACUUGGAAGUGCUAUUUUCCUAUGGACUUUUGCAUUAUUUCAUUGUGCAUGCAUCCAGUGAUUAUACAUAAGCAACAUAUGUAAUCUGCUUAUAUAUUUUUAAAAAUCCAUCCAUGCAAGUGGUAAAUAAAGUAUAAAUUCUUUUUGCAAAAUUAUAGCUCAUGUCAUUAAAAGUUUAAAUUGGUUUCAUUUAAAGAUCAAUAUAAUAGGUCUGCCUAUACUUUAUAGAAAACUAGCUUCUAUAAAGAUUUUUUCACUGUUUACUAGUGAAAUGAGAAAAGCAAAGCUAUUUAUAAAAGGCCUUAUGUCAUGUACAUACAUUGUCUUUGAAAUAUUUGUGAUCUAGUUUAUUGCUUGUAAAAGAGAAAUUAUAUAAUUUAUUUAGUAAAUACUACUGUAAACUAUAGUUUUGUUGAGAGAAAUAAAAUAUUUUGUUCUCA